Zymoseptoria tritici IPO323 is the source of this 1794-nucleotide messenger RNA. RefSeq lists its product as uncharacterized. Gene Ontology annotation, molecular function: protein-lysine N-methyltransferase activity. Gene Ontology annotation, cellular component: nucleus. Gene Ontology annotation, biological process: peptidyl-lysine monomethylation. The coding region runs from base 1 to 1794 and encodes 597 amino acids. NCBI's taxonomy places the organism in Eukaryota, Fungi, Ascomycota, Dothideomycetes, Mycosphaerellales, Mycosphaerellaceae. The record is from RefSeq and is a predicted model, not a curated record. The transcript is spliced from 2 exons.
AUGCCCUCGACAGGUCAAUUGCAGACCCUCCGACUGUGGUUGGAAGAUAAUGGCGGAUAUGUCAACCCUGCCAUCGACCUGGACUGGAAUGAGACCGCCGGCGUGCACUGCAGAGUCAAUUUUGCAUCUUCCUUGGGCCCAGACUCGAGGAUCUGUACAGUCCCACACUCUCUCGCCCUGUCGAGCUUGAAUGCGCUGGUCGACGACUCCUUUUCCGUCUUCCGAAAUCGAGGUCUGGCUCCGGAAGCGAUCGGCUACUUUUACCUCAUGCACCAGUACAUCAAUAAAGCCAAAUCAUUCUGGAGACCAUAUUUGCAAACCCUGCCUGGUCCAGAACAUGAACACCUGACUCCAUUCUGGUUUGAGGAUGAGGAUCUUCAAUGGCUGGCGGACACCGAUGUGCUGCAUACGACCAAGGCAAGACAAAAGCUGCAGGAGGAACACUAUGCGAAAGGCAUCGACAUGCUGAACAGGGCAAAGAUUGAUGUCGAACCUUACACAUGUAAGUAUUGGGCCGCGUAUAAGGUCGGUCCGCAAGGCCAGCGACAAACAGCACUUGUCGAUAUGUCGCGAGUGUCCGCCGAGGAUCAAGACUUUCCGGUCCUUUUUCCCGUCAUCGACAUACCCAACCACUCGCCCACGGCAAGAGUCGACUGGGCGUUUGACCCUGGGCGCUUCAGCAUCACGGUCAAAGAUCCUAUCCCUGGAGGCGAAGAAGCCUUCAACAACUAUGGUCCGAAGAGCAACGACGAACUCCUUCUCGGCUAUGGCUUUUGCAUUCCGAAUAACCUCGACGACAAAGUUCUUCUCACGCUCAAGCCACCUCCAUCCGAUCUGCAAGCCGCCAUUAGACCCUUCCAACCAGGUUACUUCUCUGCGACCAACGGCCACUGGAGCAGCGAAAAAGCAACGUUCGGUAUCAAACGACUCACUUGGUUCGAUAGCAUGUCCAGCGAUCCUGUCAGCCUCUUUCAACAACUUCCCGAACCUCUCCUCGAGCUCAUGCUCUACAUUCUACGCCAUACCCGCGAUCUUCCUUUCGUAUUCCAAUCCGAUCCUCUAGCCUACCUCACCCAACUCUCCAGCCUGGGAAGACAAUACCUGCCCUUCUUGGCUCGAAUGAUCGUGCAGUCCCUCGCCCCAAAACUGGCCACGUUACAAGCGAGCACUCCACACGAUUCUCCGAGCAACGCCAAACAGUCACUCGCAAAAGUCUACCGCGACGGACAAAUCACCAUCCUCACCUCAGUCAUGAACAGCUUGAGGUCGUACCUGCGCUCUCUUCUACCUUCCACCGGGACUCCCAUACAAGGUACUGGACUCUACACCCUCGAGACUCUGCUCGGUCUCUUCUCCGCCGUCGCCGGUCGUGAGCAAGUCGAUGACUUUUUGACUGGUAUCGCCGCCAACGCGGGUACAGAUGACGUCGAUCAAUUGCGACAGGCGGGAUGGGAGGAUGACAUGUUGGUUUUGCUGCUGUGCUUUGCUUAUCCGGAUCUCUGGUCGGCGGAUAGUCUGCUGGAAUAUGUUCGCAGCAUCACCGCCAAGAUCGCAGACCAGGCCAGUGAUACCAUGGAAGAGGAGCUGGCACCAGCUCAAAGCGCAAUGGAUAUUGUUCAAGUCGCGGCCGAGGCGUGCCCGGGCACGAGAUGGUGCGAUGAGAAGUGGAGUCCGCAGUUCGUGGCGGGUGUGGGAGGGAAGGUACUGGCGUUUGAGAGCUUCGCCAUGGUUGUGCCGUCGGACACAGGAGAAGAUGAGGUGAGAAGUGUGGUCUAUGUUCAUCGUGAGGCGUAG